This is a messenger RNA of Rhineura floridana, 2056 nucleotides long. It is a transcript of the gene TSLIG3A, whose product is annotated as family with sequence similarity 98 member A. The transcript has 9 exons. The record is from RefSeq and is a predicted model, not a curated record. Bases 158 to 1852 code for a protein of 564 amino acids. NCBI's taxonomy places the organism in Eukaryota, Metazoa, Chordata, Lepidosauria, Squamata, Rhineuridae. Gene Ontology annotation, cellular component: tRNA-splicing ligase complex.
ACCAUGGUGCCUGAAGAAAAUAUUUAUUCACCUUAAAGUAUAAACUACUUGCAUUAAGAAAAAAGCGAUUUCUUUAGACCGAGAUGACCUGUUAAAGAGAGAGAAGAAAACGGUUCCAGGUUUUCCCCCCCUUUUGUGUUCGUUCUGAAGCCCCAGAAUGGAGUUUGUGCUCAUGGAGAAUGACAUCCUAGAAUCGCUGGAAGAUCUAGGUUACAAAGGCCCAUUGUUAGAAGACGGAGCUCUGACCCAGGCUGUUUCUGUUGGGGCCAGUUCCCCUGAAUAUACCAAACUCUGUGCUUGGCUAGUGUCAGAGUUAAGGUUGUUUUGCAAACUGGAUGAAAACGUACAAGCCACUAACAGUGCCAGUGAAGCAGAUGAGUUCCAGCUUGAAAUGAGUGGGCUACUGGGUGAAAUGAACUGCCCAUAUACAAUGCUAACAUCGGGAGACGUCACCAAGCGCCUUCUCAAUCAGAAAAACUGCCUCCUGCUGCUCACAUACCUCAUCUCAGAAUUGGAAGCUGCCAGAAUGCUGUGUGUGAAUGCUGCUCCUAAAAAAGCCCAGGAAGGUGGUGGUAGUGAAGUCUUUCAGGAGCUGAAAGGGAUAUGUAUUGCUUUAGGCAUGUCCAAGCCUCCAGCUAACAUAACUAUGUUUCAGUUCUUCAGUGGAAUAGAAAAAAAGUUAAAAGAAACAUUAGCAAAGGUUCCUGCAAAUCAUGUAGGAAAACCUUUACUGUCAAAACCACUGGGUCCAGUUCAUUGGGAAAAAAUAGAAGCUAUUAAUCAAGCCAUAGCCAAUGAAUAUGAAGUCCGGCGGAAAUUAUUAGUGAAGCGUCUGGAUGUGACUGUCCAAUCGUUUGGCUGGUCAGAUCGGGCAAAGAGCCAAACAGAGAAAUUGGCUAAAGUCUAUCAGCCAAAGCGUGCCAUCUUAACUACCAAAUGCGCUAUAUCUGUUGCUCACCUCUUGGCUGCUCGGCAAGACUUGUCAAAGAUUAUGAGGACUAGCAGUGGAUCUAUCAGAGAAAAGACUGUGUGUGCCAUUAAUAAGGUGUUAAUGGGCCGAGUGCCUGAUAGAGGUGGCAGACCCAAUGAAAUUGAGCCGCCGCCUCCUGAAAUGCCACCGUGGCAAAAAAGGCAAGAUGGUCCUCAACAGCAGAGCGGUGGAGGCAGAGGUGGAAGAGGUGGCUACGACUCAUCAUAUGGAGGCCGUGGAGGUUAUGAACAAGGGGGUCAUGACAGAGGAGGCCGAGGAGGAUAUGACCAAGGAGGUUAUGACAGAGGAGGCCGAGGAGGGUAUGACUCAUCAUAUGGAGGCCGUGGAGGUCAUGAACAUGGGGAUCAUGAACGAGGAGGGCGAGGACGUGGUGGUUAUGACUAUGGAGGCAGAGGGGGAGGCAGAGGGGCCAAACCUCAAGGAGGCUGGACUGAUGGUGGAGGAAGUGGCUAUCAAGAUGUCAACUAUAGAGAUAGUAACUACAGAGACGCAGGCUUUCAAACUGGUGGUUAUCAUGGUGGUGGUGGUGGCGGUGGCGGCGGCAGCAGCAGCUAUCAAGGAGGUAGCUAUGGUGGUUACCAAUCUUCAUAUUCAGGAAGUGGAUAUCAAGGUGGUAGUGGUGGCAGCUACCAGCAAGACAACAGAUACCAAGAUGGGCACUCCAGUGAUCGAGGUGGAGGCCGUGGAGGAGGGCGAGGAGGUCGUGGUGGCCGUGGUGGCCGUGGUGGGCAAGGAGGUGGCUGGGGAGGAAGAGGUGCACAGAACUUUAAUCAAGGGGGGCAAUUUGAGCAGCACUUCCAACAUGGGGGUUAUCAGUACAAUCAAUCUGGAUUUGGACAAGGAAGACACUUCACAAGCUGAGGCUACAAAAGCUUCCAUUUUGACAGAGCUCAUGUAAUAGAAGUCUGUUAUGAUUUUCUUUUUGAAUUAGUACCAGACCAUACAUGUCAAGCUGCUUUUGGAAAAUUAUCUUUGCUUUUGAGUACGUGUGAAGGUGCAGAUAGUCUGAUGCUGCCUAAAAUAUAAAUGCAGCUUUUCUUCUCCAGGACACCCAGAACUUUAAAA